AUGCGAGGCGGCUCUUCUGAUUCAGAUCCGCAGCUUUUGAUCAUGACACAUCACUAGUGCCUGAUGAGAGAUGCUGAUGCUGCGGUGGGAGGUGCUAAGGGGAUUAGGAGUGUAUGCGCAUGCGCAGAGAUUUUCACAACAUCCAUUCAUCUCAUCUUUUGUUGGUACAGAUCAUAGAAGGAACUCAGCCAAACGAUUUAGAAAAUACGCAACGGUUUUCCUCAUCAUGACAUCACGCCUUGGACCCAGAGCUGCUGGUACCAAUGGAAGUGACUUCAAACACAGAGAAAGGGUGGCACCACAGUACCAAAUGAGUGCUUCCCUUAAGUCAGAGGUGCGGAAGUUAAACCUGGUCCACCUUCUCAUCUGGCUGCUGGUAGCAGCACAGAUGACAGUCAGCCAUUUCGACCUGGUGUCACACGACACAGUGUCCAUGCCAUACCAGUGGGAGUACCCUUACCUUCUCAGCCUUCUGCCUCUACUCUGCAGCAGCCUUUCACUUCCAAAGAACAAUAUCAGCUACCUGGUCAUAUCCAUGAUCAGUGGAGGGCUGUUUUCUGUGGCACCUCUCAUUUAUGGUGGAAUGGAGAUGUUUCCUGUAGCACAGCAGCUCUAUCGCCACGGAAAAGCCUACCGCUUCAUUUUUGGUUUCUCCGCAGUGACUGUUAUGUACCUCAUCAUGGUGGUUGCUGUUCAAGUGCAUGCCUGGCAGUUAUAUUACAUGAAAAAGCUGUUAGACUCAUGGUUCGAUUCCACUCAGGAGAAGAAGAAGAAAUAAUGGAGGAAAAAACUUUUACUGAGCAAAAUCAUUUUUCUUUUUAAAUCUGUAUUUAUGCAUAAAUUAUGAGUCCUAUAUAUUCUAUUUAUUUCAUCAUAAUGUAACAUCAUACCUACACUACAACUGCUGUCAUACACAUAUUUAAAAUAGGUUAAGAAGUAGUAUCAUGUACAUACCUGAAUCUUUUGUCCUCAUUAUUUAUCGAAAGCAGAUGAUGGGUGUCUAGCCCACAUAUUUUGGCAUUCACUGCAUUUGCACUCUCUUCAUAAUGAGUCAUAACAGCAGUUUUUCCUCUUUAUUGAACAACAGCUUAUUCAGAAAGACCAGGACAUGUUUGAAUUUUACAUUUAUGUUUAUACAAUUACACAAUUGACAUAAUUAUUUCAAGAGAUACAUCAUAGCUUAAAAAUGGAUACUUUAUUUGUUUAAUUUAUUAGUUUUACCUUUGCCUUAAAUGUGAUGAUUUUGCCUCUCCCAUAAAAGGCUAUCUUCCAAAUGUAUUUUAUACAGAAUGCAUCUUUGAGUCUGCCAUUGAAAAAUUAAAAAAGUUAACACCUUCA
Messenger RNA from Notolabrus celidotus (New Zealand spotty), 1338 nucleotides. It is a transcript of the gene jagn1a, whose product is annotated as jagunal homolog 1a. Bases 71 to 778 code for a protein of 235 amino acids. Gene Ontology annotation, biological process: endoplasmic reticulum organization; vesicle-mediated transport; granulocyte colony-stimulating factor signaling pathway. The record is from RefSeq and is a predicted model, not a curated record. NCBI's taxonomy places the organism in Eukaryota, Metazoa, Chordata, Actinopteri, Labriformes, Labridae. Gene Ontology annotation, cellular component: endoplasmic reticulum membrane. The transcript is spliced from 3 exons.